AUGUCCCUAGUACAGUAUUCGGAUUCGGAAUCCGACUCGGAAUCUAGAUCAUCUUUCCGCCAAGUCAAGAAACCUUGCCACAAACUCAAUCCGGGAUCAUCGCUGCCGCCCCUACCUGCAUCAUUCCACAACCUCUAUGCCUCGACCACACGUGUGAGCGUGCAAGACAAUCCCAAUCUUCAUGGCGGUCGGACGCGCGUAAUUCCCCACGUGGAAGGAAACUGGCCAACACAUCUGUACCUCGAGUGGUACCCGGGGAAAGACGAGCUAUCGCUGCUUACAGAUGUCAUCUCCGAAUCUGGGAAUUGGGUUGACGAAAAAGCGCCAAUAGUGCACAGUCUUCUACAUAGCGAUCUUGGUGCCCAGCUACCACUCCAUAUCAGCCUGUCUAGGCCGGUAGUUCUUCGCACCGAGCAGCGUGCCUUGUUCACUGAGGCGCUACAAAAGGCCAUCUAUGACUCACAUGUCACAUCGUAUGUGCUAAACUUGCAGAUCUCUUGGUCAUCGUCUAAUGCUCGAAUUAGAUUUGCUGUUCAGCCAGAAACUUUGUAUUGGUCAUCGAACUAUGAAAAGACACGUUGGUUUCUUGUCUUGGGCGUGCAGAGACCGAGUCACGAUGGUCUCAACCGCCUCUUAAGGCUGUCAAAUGAUACUCUUGCUCGCUUUGGCCAGCCACCCCUUUAUGCAACCUCCUCAACACGUAGGGAGCAGACCAGUGCAUCCCUCCACAAGGGUAGCAGUAGUAUGAGCGGCGAAGAUUUCUCGGGGUGCUUUCAUAUCUCACUUGCUUGGAGUCUGUCAGAGCCCAGCGUAAAGGAACGCGAACGGGUUGCCAGGGUAGACUUGCGAGCCUUGCGGGAAAUAGAGGUUGAGUUUGAUAAUGUCAAAGCAAAGAUUGGAAAUAUGGUCGGUAGCAUACCACUAGGGAAAAGCUCAUAA
Messenger RNA from Penicillium digitatum Pd1, 939 nucleotides. NCBI's taxonomy places the organism in Eukaryota, Fungi, Ascomycota, Eurotiomycetes, Eurotiales, Aspergillaceae. The record is from RefSeq and is a predicted model, not a curated record.